Molecule: messenger RNA, 12905 nt
Organism: Gadus morhua (Atlantic cod)
Lineage: Eukaryota; Metazoa; Chordata; Actinopteri; Gadiformes; Gadidae
Gene: mast4
Product: microtubule associated serine/threonine kinase family member 4
Exons: 28
Coding region: 3063-10316 (2417 amino acids)
Biological process (GO): intracellular signal transduction; peptidyl-serine phosphorylation; cytoskeleton organization
Molecular function (GO): protein binding; ATP binding; protein serine/threonine kinase activity
Source: RefSeq, a predicted model, not a curated record
UCGUACACCUGUUGGCUGGUUUUGGUUUCUACACUCUUUCUAACACUGUGGGUAAAGCUGUCAUUCCGCCAAGGCUGUCCCUCCCACACAAGGGCUGGGAGAGGGCCAUGAACUUUGGGGUAAUCCCGGUCGACCGCAAUGCAAUUUCCUUUCCCUUGCAUCCUAUCAGCUGUCCACGCCAGCAAACAGUCCCUGGAGAGGACAGAAUAACAACUGGACAAUAAGAAUAAAAAAUUUUUUUUUUUUUGGACAAAGAAGUUGACUAUAAACUUUCCCGAAAUGUACGGACAACAGAAACAAAUACGGAAAGGGGUAUCGCCCACUCCGGAAACUGCCCGGAAUUCCCGCCCCCCUCUCUUUCGUCAUCAACGCUCAUUUUAAGCCCCCUGUUCUGGACGUGAGUGGAGAACAACUGGGAACAAGGUCACCCCCACAUGCAGACCCGUUAACCCGCUGGCCGUUUGUUGACACCACCAGCAUUGUCAUCGAAGCGUAACGCAAUCACUGAAGUCAAGAGCUAACCGUGUUACCGAGGCCUCCCUGCGCCCCUUUUCAAGGAAAUCUUGCAGGCGUCGUGCUUUGAAGGCCUGACGUACCAACAAUCAAACACCAUUAAGGUUGUUGUGACCUCUCGUGGGAUGCUGAAGUCGUGCCACUAGGAUCCGUCGCUACUUGUGGUCAGUCUUCAAGAACAUUUCUACGAGGAAAUAAUAACCAAUGCUGCUCUUAAGAUGACAUAAGCAGGAUGAAUCAAGAAGACAUUAGCGUGAAAGUGUGUCAGGUUUUGAAGAUGUUUUAGAAAGCAUGCAUGGAACAAAGCAGUGGGUCAUCGCUUGAUGCUUGACCCAGUUAACACCUGCAGGCUAAUGACAUCGGCCAAGGUGUUCACGGCAGCAAAUCUCAUUAAAGACCUUUACACAGAGACGACGGUUUUGGACGAACACAGCUGUCGCUCACAACUCUAAAUAGGGGUCGGCUACUCUGAUGUUCCAGGGUUCAUGGUAGACUCGACUAGUAAUAAUACGUUUACAAGCCGUGUCCAUGUGCACCAGAAAGAAUCAUGGAUUUUCUGAGAUGUUGAGAGGACCCAAAUGAGUACUGUAAAAUUGUUUUGAAACUGUCAUCAGAAACACUGUUUCCGUUUCCAACACAACAAGGCCUCCCAAUGAUGAUAAAUAUUUUCACGAUUAAUGACCAACAAUGACCAAAACUCCUAAUUCCAGUCAGGAAGUGUGGGUCUGACCCACACUUCCUAACUGGAAUUAAGAAGUAGGAAGGAAGGGUUAUUAGGAAGGGCAUUAUACAAACCUAGUACUUUAUCACCAUUGUUCUUACUUUGCCAAGUUGCACUUCAUCGGUCGUGCUCGCCAAUAACAAAAAAACAAAUUAGCGAGCAGCAGACUGCUCUCAGCCCUGUGUGACGGCAGGGUGGUGUCAAGAACUAGGGCUGAUCUCCGCCGCUUGGCACCUAGUCACAGAGGGGCCUCUUGGCUGACCUGCUCCCUAUCCACCGUUCUCACGCUCUCUCUCUCUCUCUCUCUAACUCUCACUCCUAUCUGUGUCCCUCUCUGUCUGUCUCUUUCUGUUUCUCGUUUUCUCUCUCUGUCUCUCUUUAUGUCUCGGUCUUUUAUUUGUCUCUCUUUCUGUCUCAGUCUUUAUUUGUCUCUCUUUCUGUCUCUCUUUCUCUAUCGCUGUCUUUAUGUAUUUUUAGCUCCGUCUCUCUCCAUCUGUUUUUCUCUCUCUCGCUGUCUCUGACCGUUUUCCACUGGUGGGUACGCUUCAGACCCAGCACGCCUCAGCCCAGUUGCGAGGGUGUGGUAUAGCCCAGCUCAGUUACGGCUUGUGUUUCCAUCGCAGACAGUACCCUUAUGGCAGGGCAGGGUUUAAGCCGUAUUGUGAUAGCCGCGCCAGCUACGUAAACAUCUUGACCUCAUAGCAGCCCCACACAGUGUACCCUGAUAAUAAAUCCAAGGAAAGAGAAGAACGUGCACGAUGAACAAAGAGCAACAAUGUAGGACAUCCAAGAAAGGCGGCAAACUUUUGCACGACAUUUCCUUCAAUAAAGGAAUAGGAAUAUAUUAAAUUGAAGGAAUAUAAAUGAAAUGCGCCAUAUCCCUCUAUCUGUCUCUGUUUCUCUCUGUGUCUCUCUCACUUAUCCGCUUUGCCCUAGUUUCACACUUUCAACCAUCUCGACUUCUUAUGGUACAGCGAUGAGGUUCUGUUAUAGUCUAUAAGUGUCCCCGGCUCUCUUGUGAACUUGUACAUGGUGCUGAGCAGUGAAUAGGUGCCAAGAGCAAGGUAGUGGGCUGCUGUCCUGUUUCAAUUCCAUUUGGUACGAUUCAGCUCAUUUCCUAUUCGUUCCCUAAGAAGCUUACUAUCUGUAUACAUUCCAUUUAAGUAUUCCAAUAUUUUUGAUUAUUUUUGUAAUACUAUCUUAAUUCGGCAGUGACUUCAGAUGAGAUUGACCAUUGGUUGUUUGUUUGUGCCCAGUAGUUUGUCAGAACAGCGGUAGUAGACACAGUGCUUUCCUUGAGUUGAAGUGUCCGGUGUGGUCGUGGACCGUGCUGCAUGGGGGGGUGUGGCCCCGGGCUCCGUGAGCGACGUCAUGAAGCCCUUUGGCUCUGCAUGGCAACGCCCUCUUUUUAACUGCACCAAAACACACGGUAUACACAUCCCCUUUUUGGUGUUGGUUCCAGUUUGAUCCAGUUAAAAGAACAGCAGACACCGUCGGUGUUCAAACUCAGUGGAAUUACGCAAAGAUCUGCAUUGCUCCGCUGAGACGGGGCUAUUGAUUGAAGGAGGACACACAAGCAGAGGAAUCAGCCGUGUGUGUGUGUGUGUGUGUGUGUGUGUGUGUGUGUGUGUGUGUGUGUGUGUGUGUGUGUGUGUGUGUGUGUGUGUGUGUGUGUGUGUGUGUGUGUGUGUGUGUGUGUGUGUGAGUGACAGGUGCUGUGGCGCAUUAUGAUUUAAUUUUUUUUACCCUUUGCGAUGACAUCAUCUCCGUAGUAACAGCGGCAUCACUGAGCUCACGCUAGCGAUCCGUCAAGGUGACAGCGGCGGGAAUGACAGGCCUGACUCCCCGGAGCUUGAGCCCCACCCCCACUAGCCCCUGCAGCCCGUGCAGUCCUCUCCACGCGUUCCACUUCUGGAGCUGCCGAACCAGCAACAGGAAGAGCCUGAUAGGAAGUGGGCAGUCAUCAGCCUUACCCCGACCACACUCCCCUCUCUCAUCACUCACAGGGUCGAGCCCUCAAGACAGUCCAAGGAACUUCUCUCCCAGUGCCUCUGCUCACUUUUCCUUCGCCCGAAGUCAUUUCCACAGAGCAGACAGGUCCGACGGCCGCCGCUGGUCCCUGGCCUCCCUGCCCUCGUCGGGCUAUGGAACCAACACCCCCAGCUCCACGGUCUCGUCGUCCUGUUCAUCACAGGAGAAGCUGCACCAGCUGCCCUUCCAGCCCACCCCCGACGAGCUGCACUUCCUGUCCAAGCACUUCUGCACCGAGAGCAUCGGGGGGGCGGACGAGUGCCGCCGCGUCACGCCCAUGCGGCCGCGCUCCCGCAGCCUCAGCCCUGGAAGGUCCCCGUCCUGCUACGACCAUGAGAUCGUAAUGAUGAAUCAUGUGUACAAGGAACGCUUCCCUAAGGCCACGGCCCAGAUGGAAGAGCGCAUCCUGGAGGUCAUCCGCAGCAGCUCCCCGGAGAGCGUGCUCCCCCUGGCGGACGGGGUGCUGGGGUUCGCCCACCACCAGAUCAUAGAGUUGGCCCGGGACUGCCUGGAGAAGAGCCGGCUGGGGCACAUCACCUCCAGCUACUUCUGCGAGCUCACCGACAAGCUGGAGCGGCUCUUCCAGGAGUCCACGGAGCGCUCUGACAGCGAGGAGGUGAACUUCAUCAAAGAGCUGGUGAAGAAGCUCCUCAUCAUCAUCGCCCGGCCUGCUCGACUCCUGGAAUGCCUGGAGUUCGACCCGGAGGAGUUCUACCACCUACUGGAGGCGGCCGAGGGCCACGCCAAGGAGGGCCAGGGCAUCAAGACCGACAUCCCCCGCUACAUCAUCAGCCAGCUGGGCCUCACGCGAGACCCCCUGGAAGAGAUCGCUCAGAUGACGGGCUGCGACAGCGGCAUUGCAGACACGCCGGAGUCCGACGAGUCCCAGUCCCAGAGCAUCAGUGCGGCACUGCGGUCGAGGCGUAAGCCCUGCGAGGUGGACUUUGAGAUGAUGAAGCUGAUCAGCAACGGUGCCUAUGGCGCCGUCUACCUGGUCCGCCACAAGGAGACCAAGCAGCGCUUCGCCAUGAAGAAGAUCAACAAGCAGAACCUGAUCCUGAGGAACCAGAUCCAGCAGGCCUUCGUGGAGCGGGACAUCCUCACCUUCGCCGAGAACCCCUUCGUGGUGUCCAUGUUCUGCUCCUUCCAGACCCGCCGCCACCUCUGCAUGGUGAUGGAGUACGUGGAAGGAGGCGACUGCGCCACGCUGCUGAAGAACAUGGGACCCCUGCCGGUGGACAUGGCAAGGAUGUACUUUGCCGAGACGGUGCUCGCCCUGGAGUACCUUCACAACUACGGCAUCGUGCACCGCGACCUCAAACCAGACAAUCUGCUGGUCACCUCCAUGGGCCACAUCAAGCUGACCGACUUUGGGCUGUCCAAGGUGGGCCUGAUGAACAUGACCACUAACCUGUACGAAGGACACAUCGAGAAGGACGCCAGGGAAUUCUCAGACAAGCAGGUGUGUGGGACCCCAGAGUACAUCGCCCCAGAGGUGAUCCUGAGACAGGGCUAUGGGAAGCCGGUGGACUGGUGGGCCAUGGGCAUCAUCCUGUACGAGUUCUUGGUGGGCUGCGUGCCCUUCUUCGGGGACACCCCCGAGGAGCUCUUCGGACAGGUCAUCAGCGAUGAGAUCAACUGGCCCACUGGAGAGGACACCCCCCCAGCCGACUCCCAGGAACUCAUCACGCUGCUGCUUAGACAGAACCCCAUGGAGAGGAUGGGCACAGGUGGUGCCAGUGAGGUGAAGAAUCACCAGUUCUUCCACCACCUGGACUGGAACAGCCUUCUGAGGCAGAAGGCCGAGUUCAUCCCGCAGCUUGAGUCCGAGGACGACACCAGCUACUUCGACACCCGCUCGGAUCGCUACCACCACCUGGAGACGGAGGAGGAGGAUGCCAAUGAGGAAGACUUCAAUGUCGAGCUCCAGCAGUUCUCCUCCUGUUCCCACAGGUUCUCCAAGGUGUACAGCAGCCUGGACCUAUCCCGGGGCCAGCUGGAGGAGAAGGGCGAGGAGGGGGACGAGGAAGAGGAGGAGGAGAAGAAGAGUGACAGCCCGCUGACCCUGGACUCCCUCAGCUGGACCCCAGACUUCACUGAGAUGCCCUCCCUGUCCCACUCCAUGGACCCCGCGGAGGCCCUGGCCCCGGGCCCCCAGCGCUGCUCCAUCUCGCUGCCCAAGUUCUCCAUCUCGGCGGAGAGUGGGGGGGAGGAGAGCUCGGGGCUGGGGGCGUCCAGCAGCAAGGCCUCCUUCUCCAUCGGGGAGCUGCCCCGGGACGGGCCCGACGCCACCACGCCCGGGAGCAGCCACAGCGGGGCCACGCUCUCUGGGAGUUUCUCGGAGCACUUGGACCCUCGGCCGACCUCAAGAGGGGAGGCGGUGGGCCCCAGCGCAGACCUCUGCACCACCUCCCCCUCCACCACCUCCCUCCAGAAGACGCAGGGCGCCAGCCUGCGCCCCGAGGGUCCGGCCGGCUCUGGGGAGAGGUCCCCGCUCCCCAAGAUCACCAAGUCCCUCUCGGCCAGCGGCCUGUCCCUGCUGAUCCCUGGAGACAUCUUCGGGAUGUCUCCGCUGGCCAGCCCCCUGUCCCCCUACUCCCUGUCCUCGGACCCCUCGUCCCGGGACUCCUCCCCCAGCCGAGACUCCUCUCUCCAGGGGGGGCUGGGCGCUCGCCAGCCCGUCGUCAUCCACAGCCGCGGGAAGAAGUUUGGCUUCACACUGCGGGCCAUCCGGGUGUACGCCUGCGACGGAGACGUCUACACCGUCUACCACAUGGUCUGGAACGUGGAGGACGGUGGGGCUGCUCAGAAGGCCGGCCUGAAGGCUGGAGACCUCAUCACCCAUGUGAACGGAGAGGCCGUCCACGGCCUGGUCCACACAGACGUGGUGGAACUGCUCCUCAAGAGCGGCAGUAAGGUAACCAUCACCACGACACCCUUUGAGAAUACCUCCAUUAAAAUGGGGCCUGCCAGACGCAACAGCUACAAGAGCAAGAUGGUCCGAUGCACCAAGAAACCCAAGAAGGAGAGGACCCAAGAAAGUCGGCGUUCGCUGUUCAGGCGCUUCGCCAUGCAGCCCUCCCCGCUGCUGCACACCAGCCGCAGCUUCUCGUCUCUCAACCACUCUCUAUCCUCCGGUGAGAGUCUCCCGGGGUCUCCCUCGCACAGCCUGUCCCCUCACUCCCCUACUGGGGCCCUCCACCCCAAACCAGAUUUCAACCAAUCAGCUGGUAACUCCUCCCAGAGUAGCUCCCCGAGCUCCAGCGCUCCCAACUCCCCUGCAGGCUCCGGCCACAUCCGGCCCAGCUCCCUUCACGGCCUCGCCCCUAAGAUCACUGGGCAGCGGCUCCGCCAGGGGCGCCGCAAGUCGGCCGGCAGCAUCCCUCUGUCUCCUCUGGCGCGAACGCCGUCGCCCACGCCUCAGCCCACGUCCCCUCAGCGAUCCACCUCUCCCCUCCUGGGGGGGCACCCUGUGGCCAUCUCCAAGUCUAACCAAGCGUACCCCACUAAGAUCCACUCCCCGCCGACUAUCGUGCGCCACAUCGUGCGCCCAAAGAGUGCCGAGCCGCCGCGGUCUCCGCUCCUGAAGCGGGUGCAGUCGGAGGAGAAGCUGUCCCCGUCCUACACGGGGGAUAAGAAACACCUCUGCACCCGUAAGCUCAGCCUGGAGGUGACCCAGGAGGAGGUGCAGGAUGAGGAGUUGAGGUGCGGCGACAGGGAUUACCUUAGCUUGCACAGCGUCGAGGAGACGCCCUGCGAACCCAUGGCCGUCAACCGAGUCCGCCCCGCCGAGCAGGGGUGCCUGAAGAGGGCCGUCGCACGCAAGGUGGGCCGGCAGGAGUCCCUAGAGGAGUUGGACAAAGAUAAGCUCAAGGCCAAGGUGGUGAUGAAGAGACAGGACUGGUCGGAGAGGAGAGAGUCUUUACAAAAGCAGGAUGCCCUGCGAGAGUACGACUCUUCCUCGUCACCUUGUGGAGAUGACUGUGACAAAGGUCCGAGCAGGUCUCAGAGAGGCGCCGACGGUAGCUUUCUAGAACUAAAAGCCGCCAGCACCACCAAAGACGUCCUGUAUAAGAAGCUCAACACGCCGCGCGUCUGCGAGGGAAAUUCAGAUGCGUCCGGUGGUGUAGGUCUUGAGAACGAUGGGGUCCUCCGUUCACCCCUGUGCUCCAUUCACCCAGACUGGCAGCUCUCGUCACGACAGGGUAAGGACAUGCUGAAGCCAGACAGGCUGGACUUCAAAGUGCCCAACAUAGAUUUCACCAGGAAGAGGUUGUCUUUUGAGGAGCGUGAGGACUGCGUGUGUCGACUGUCCCCUGGCAUGCACGAGGGCCUACACUUUGCCACGACCCGGUCCAAAAGUCUUCAGCUGGACUCUGCCAUGUGUCAUGACCACCUGAAGGGUGGACUUGGUCACUCCAACCCUGAAGGCCUGGCCCCUAAGCUCUUCUGUGGACGAGGGGAAAGUGCCGUGGAGAAGCUCCAGCUCAUCUCCUCAUCAGAAGGUCCGCUCAGAAAGACUUCCUCAGAAUACAAACUGGAAGGGCGUCUUGUUUCUUCCCUCAAACCCCUGGAGGGCACCCUGGACAUCGGCUUGCUCUCGGGCCCUAGACUCUCAAAAACCGAGACCUGUCUGUCCAAACUGACGGAGAAUGGAAGUCAAUCUUCAAGUCUCACAAUAUCCUCCCAAAGGCCACUAUCCAGCCCCCAGCUGAAACUACUUGCAGAGAAGCCGAAGAGCCCGCUUGCUUGUGCCAGCAGCCCUGGGCCUGUUUUGUCUCUAGAUAGACCUGCUUUCUCUGUGGAGCAGCCGCCAUGUACAACAACAAGUACCACAAUGUCGGAAUGCAGCGGUUGUGGAGAGCAACCACAGGAAUUAAGCAGUGAAUCUUUGAAGAGUCCUACAUGCAAAGUGGAGGCCGCACUUGUUGGUUGUAAACAAGAGAGCCGAACAGGCACGAAGCCAAGUUCAUCACUGGCCCAUGAACACAGAAGCUCUCGUCACAGCUCACACUUCUCUGCCUGUGGAAAAUCCCCGUCCAUACGAGAGGUCAGCAACGAAGACCAAGAGGACGAAGUUGAACAGCAGAACCUGACAACAUCUACUGGUACAAAAAACACCUCCAAGGUAGAUGACGGACCUCCGACUUUAGCCCAUGCUGUUUUGAAGACACCUCAGCCUCUUAGCCACAAAAAACGACCCACGCCACAGACCUCCACCGUUUCCGUUUGUCAAGGAAGUCUGCAAGAGACCCGUGUGACCGUGCAAUACAUCCUUGAGGAUUCCCAACACCUUUCCCUGCAGCAACUUCUGUUCCAUAGUCCUACUAAAGACAAACAAGAGCAAGAUUCCCUUCAUAAGCUAUCGACCCCUUCCGAAAAAGACGACAAAACCUGUGGCUCAAAGUCCCAGGAGGAGCCCAGCAAUUUGUCAGCAGUGAGCAAAGAGAAUUUACAGAGGCAAAGGCAACCACUAGAAGUGGGUAGGCCUACAACUAGCACACUUAUAGCCCCAGUGGAAAGGAUUACAUCUCCCGAAGAGGCACACUCACGUCCUGCGUUAAGUGAGGUGGUUUUUAAAGGUGCAGUCAACUCCUUGGCAUCACUUACUGAACUCACAAAAUCCACGCCGAUCACUGAUCAAAAGAAGGGGGCCUUUGUCCAGCCAAGCACAUCAAGUGCAGUAGGGGUUGGCAAAGGUAAGCAGAACAAAGAUCCUCCAACAACACCAAAGGGUAUGAGGAGUUCUGAUGGGGAGAAGGUAGCUCCUGAGAGGACACCGUCCUCAAAAGCUGCCCUGGUAAAUACACCUACCAAAGCACCCGAGGAAAGCACCCCUCUGAAAAAACAAAAGGCUGAGGUAGACUGCAAGGAAACAUACAUAUCCACUACAGGGAAACAAAGACAACCAACAGACGUUGCAACAGGAGAUGAAAAGGUUCUGUGCCGGAGAGGUAAGCAAGGAGCUGACCGUCUUCCCCUGGCUCAGACCGUCCAGAAGGUGGAGAGGGAGAAAAAGACAUCCGAGAGGGAUGGUAUCAACACUAGCAGCUCCAAGGGCUGUCCGGAAACCCCACACUCUGUUUCCCCGACUAAUGCGAGCAAUGCUUCUAAGAAGGAAACCUCCCGGCUGUCAACAGGACCUUCCGCGGAUUCGAGAAACAAAGAUGUGGUCCGACAAACCGCCGGUAUGAACGGAAGAACGUCUUCUGUUGUCACAAAAACAAGCACGUAUACGAAAUUACAAGAAAGCCCGCCCAAAAGUGUUCCGAUAACCUCUGGUCAUAACGUUAAAGAAAACACAGACUCAAAGCAAAAAAGCCCUCCUCCUUCAAAACCUGGAAACUCCUCCUUCCCCAUGAAGACCCCUGUAGGUCCCAUCACAAAACAAACCACCACGACCAUGAAACAAACCACCACGACCACAACGACUACCACCACCAAACAAGGCCAAGAAGCCAGGCGUAAAGACACCUCAAUCAGACCUCCAGUUACGGUCUGCAAAGAUAAGGACGCAAGCUUAAAGGACAUCAGGCCUGCUCUUUCUGUGCCACAAAAGAUUCCACAGCAUCUCAAGGAGGAUCUCAUGCCUCAGCCAAACAUCCCCCCGUCCCCCACUCCUCCACAACCAGCACCAGCACCACUAUCACCUCAAGGGCCUGCGUCAAAGAAAGAGACGCCAAACGGUGGGGUCUGCUCGGGCAGGGUUUGCCGCGAUCCGGAGCCUGAGCAAAAGGCCUCAAAGGAGGGUCCAGGAACGAGUGGGCUCAAAGCGGACGCUCACAAGGAGCGGCAGGGUACAGAUGUCCUGGGGUUCAGGCCCGCUGCAGCGCUGGACUCCAGGGCCACACCCUCUGAUAAACUGACGUCCUCUCAUCACCGCAAGGAACAGGCGGAGCGGAAGAAGAAGGAGAUGGGUCAGGAGGGUGUGGCUGCGCAGAGGAAAGAAGCGUCCAGGGGGGGGGCGGUUGUCGUGGAAGAGAGUGGUUCGGGGGCUGAUAAAGACACUGGUAGGUGCAAGCAGCGAAAAGACUCACCGAGGAAGAAGUGAAUCGUUACUUGGCAGCACAUCAUGCAGAAUUUUGGUGAGGAACAAAAAAAAGGUUUCAAAUAUUUUGCCACUACAUUAUCAUGCCUUUUAUUCUUGUUUUGAAGACCGGAGAAGCUGUUGCUGUGUGUGUGAGUGGGUUUGUAUGUGUGUGUGUGUCAGUGUGUGUGUCAUUGUGUGCGCGUGUGUGUGAUUCAACAUGAGCACAACAACUGCAUUGCUCAGAAAGUGUGUACUUGAUACGAAAACCUAUGAAAACACUGAAAAUGUCCAUAAGACUGAAUGUAGGCAAUGGAUUGCUAACACAUUUUUGGAAGAAAUUAGUAAAAAAAACAAAUGUGUUCAGUCAAUGUUUUGAGAUGUAUUAUUUUUGAUAGCCGAAUGCAUUGUGCAAUCCGCAAGUCAGGGACGACAGGGGAGUUGGAUGAAGCUCGUACUGUAAGAUCAGUGCCAUAUUUGAUUUUUGAAUUGCAUUCUUAUGUCACAGCUCUGGGCACCUGAAAGGUGAUGGGACACUGAUAAGGCACUACAAUAACCAGUCAGAACCGACUCCACUAUUAUCACUCGAGAAAUGUACUCAGUAUAUCAGUGUUUAUUUUUAGAGUUCCUAGUCGGACAGUUGGCAGUUAGUUUCGAGUCGUUCGUACUCAAAAAAGAAAAUGCACUAUGUCCCGUCCUUCUGCGUGGAACGCUUAAAAAACAGCCCUCUUUUUUGUUUCUAGAAACAGCGGUUUGUGACAAGGGCGUACAGACGUUAAAACGGUGGCGUUCUCAACAGGUUGAGCGCUAGCUACAUUCCACUCACCCACACGUGUACAUGUAAAGAAAGGGAUUGAUUUUUAUGCAAUAUGUUGUAAAUAUACAGUAAGAACCGGGACGUGGGUGUUUCUAUUAUGAUGUGUAGAUAUUUGCGAUCACAUGUUGGUGUUCUAACUUAAGCUAGCGUAACGCGUAUCCCGUCCGUAAGACAUCCUCACGUAGAACUUGUUUUAAAAAAUUUUACUUGAAAAGUGAGGAAAUGUGGCGCGGUCGGGCAUCUGGGCUUUUCUUAACGUAGCAUAAAUUAGCAAAACUGUGAGGGUCGCGUUAACGAAGAAUGUUUUAUUAAUGAUGCCAUAAUGUUGGUGAACUGACUUACUGUGUUUCUAGGGAGCGGUCUGUGUUUGUGUGUGGUGUAGAAAAACGUCACACGAGGUGUGAAGCAAAGCUGAACAAACACAGAGACACACUGGGCAGAGUAGCUUUGCAAGGAGAACCUGCCAUACUUUGAAGUGUUCAGGGUGGCUCCCUACGACUGGGUGUUUAUGUGCGAGCACGUUUGGGUGUGGUGUGUUGGAAAUCACGGUAAAGUAGACACGGACACAGAGUCCAGUUUGCAUAAGAUUAACGUUUGGAGCUGCGGUUUAAUAAAAAUGGAUUCUGGAUUGAUUUAGUGUUUCUAAUAAAAAGUAUAUCACUGUGCAACAGUUGGCUUACAGCUUCAUCUAGGCAAAUAUUAGAAACGAACAUAGACGGUGUAUAGUAAAAGGCCAUCUUACUUUCAUGAUGCUUGGUACUAUACCGAGGGGGGUGCAGUCACAUCUCCCGCGCUCAGCUCUUUCAACACUCAGUCACAUGCACACAUCCGAUACACGGUAGAUGCCUUUAAAUUACCAACCCUAAAUGUCCCCCAGAAGGUAGCCUAGUUCUCUAUGUUAUGCAGUAUUUGCUCUGUUGUGCUGGCUAUAUAAAACCAAUAGUUUUGUCUACCUUUAUGUCGGUGAUGAGAAAGAUGACCUUAUCCUUGACGAAUAAAUAUAGAGUUUAUGUAAAGGACUAUAUAACCACUAAUGCAAACUCAAACCACACAAAACGUGUCCUUGGAGAGGAGCGGUUUGUCGGAAUCGAACAUUGACUCGGGUAAGGUAUCGUAGACGUAUACUAAUGUCUUCUGGGAGAACACAUGCACCUUAAUGUUAUUAAUGGUAUUCCCCCGGUAGUCUUAGAGGGGAACGUCAUGAGAGGAGGUUUGAGAAAUCUGAUCACAGGUUCCUCUGUCAAAACAAUUUCACUCACUUUCGAAACCCUAAUGAAUUCAAAUUGAUUCAAAAGUUAGUUUUUAAUGCAAUCUCCCUUCCCCAGCCAUCACCGUUCUCUCUCUCAAAUUAGACUUUCGAAAUCCUCAAAGCACAUUCAAUGUUUGUUUACAAAAGAGUCAUAUAUGUAUAUUUUGUAUAUUGUUCAUUUGCCAAAUCUAUGUUCCGUGUCACAGAGAAAUGUGCCGUUUCUGAUAGUCUGUAACUUUCUGUUGUGCUAUUUACCAAGACCAUUUAUUCGUGUGGAAGUUUGAUUUCUGUCAGGUUGUUCUUUUGACGCGUUUGUCCUUUUGCUUUGUAUUUGUUUUGUUAUCUUGUUUUCUGUGAUGAUAAAGUAUUAGAUGAAAUUGCUUAAUGUGUUUCUUUUCUUUAGGAUCUGUGCAAUAAAGUGUUUGAGUUUUGUAUUUUGCCCAAGGAAAGCUCUAUGGAUGUCAUAGAUGUUGUAUAGUAAAAAAACGAUAUUUAUACUUCUAAUGUUGCGUAAUACUGCAAAUAAAUUGCAAUGAUCAAUAAUGAA